AUGAGUAAAGAAUAUAUAUGUCAGGAACCUUAAUGUAAUUUAUAAAUCUUGCAUGGGAAUCACACAUGUUUUAAAAUUGAAGAGUUAGGAUCCUAUUACAAUCAAUUAUUCAAUUAAAAUAUUAUUUUGGAUGAUAACUUCUUUUUAACACAAAUUUAAAUCCUUAAGGAAACUCUUGAUAAAAUUAAAACUUUUUAUUAAACCAAACUUCUUAUUCAUUAAGAAUAAUAUGCUUUAUUAUUUAAUGAAUAUCAAAAAUAAAGUCCAAAUUGGAAAUUAUUAGCAUAAAAUGUAGAGAUUGGGUAAAAUGGAUUCAAAUUAAAGAUUGAUUCUGCAGAAAUCCUUAUUAAGAUUGGAGAUUUAUUAAAAUUAUGUUAAAAUAUUUACAAUUAAAAUAAAACUACUUAGAGACUUGAUUCUAAACUUAAGAUUAAAAUAAAUACUCCAACUGAAUCUUAAACAGUUGAAGAAGAAAUUUAAUUUGUUGAAAUUAGAGCUAAAUAAUAAGAAAUUAUUUCUGUAGGAAAUGAAUCAGAAAAAAAAAUUAUUUUACUCUAAUAUAUAGAACCUGAUUCAUGUCUUAUUUUAUUUGAAAACAAUUCCUUAGCUAAUUAUAAUUUAUCAUCAAAAUGUCUUAGAUAAAAGAUUAUAAAUUGCUAAAAAUUUUAUUAUUUUGAAAAUAAGUUAGGUGUCUAGUACAAUAAUAUAUUAUAACUCUAUAAUUUUGAUUAAAAAAAGAAGAUAUUUAAUCUAAUAGAAGAAUUUUAAGUCAAAGAAGUAAUUUGGUUCUAAUUGAGAGGAUAAGAUAUAAUUUAUUAAAAGGAAAAUCUCUAUUUUUAUAAAAGCCUUCUCUAAAACAAUUAUUCAGAAAUAGAAUUAUUGUAAUAGAAUUCAAAUUUUCCAACCAUUAAUUACUUAUUAGGAAAUAAAUUAGCUUUAUUUAUUAAUCGAUCAUUCAAAGUUUAUGAUCUCUAAUUUUUACAAUAAAUUGAAUGGGAAUUAAAAAUAAAUGAUAAUAUAUAAGAAAUUAAAUAAAAUAGCAAAAACUAUUUAGUCUUGAUUGGUUAUAUUAAAUUUUAUAUGAUUUCAAUGAUUAAAUAAUAAAUAGUAAGAAUAUUCAAUUUUGAAGAAUAAAAUAGUUUAAUAAUUCCAAGUCCUUCGAUUCCAUAUUUGUUUUUGAUAUCAAACAGAGGAAGUAUUUAUGAAUCAAAAACCUAUUUUCACAACACAAAAUAAUAAUUAUUUAAUAUUACUAGUUAAUAUCCUACUGCCAUAUUUAUGGAUAAUUAAGCAAUUUUAAUAGGUGAUGAUUUAGGAUUUAUAUAAAAAUUUAAAUGUUCUUUGGGAGAAUGA
Molecule: messenger RNA, 1353 nt
Organism: Paramecium sonneborni
Lineage: Eukaryota; Ciliophora; Oligohymenophorea; Peniculida; Parameciidae
Source: the annotation of a GenBank genome assembly